Messenger RNA from Chelonoidis abingdonii (Abingdon island giant tortoise), 1496 nucleotides. The record is from RefSeq and is a predicted model, not a curated record. NCBI's taxonomy places the organism in Eukaryota, Metazoa, Chordata, Testudines, Testudinidae.
GGAUCUGGUGUUUGUUGCUGGGGCUGACAAGCGAGUGCUCAGGGGAGGCGUGCGGCUGGGCAUUGGGAUGGCUGUGAUGAUCAGGGGAGUCUGAGCCGGGCGGCCCCGCUCGCCGCCAUGCUGCGCGCGCCCCCCGCCAUGAUCCAGCCGCCACUGGACAUCAAGCACUUCCUGCCCUUCCCCAUGGAGGCGCAGCCAGCCGUGGGCCUGUUCCCAGGAUUCAGCACGAUGGAUCCGGUGCAGAAGGCGGUGAUUAACCACACCUUCGGGGCGCCCCUCAGCAAGGCCCGGCGCCCCGUCAUCUCCUGCAACGUCUGCCAGAUCCGCUUCAACUCGGAGAGCCAGGCCGAGGCGCACUACAAGGGGAACCGACACGCCCGGCGCGUCAAGGGCAUGGAGGCAGCCAAGACACGGCAGAAGGAGUCGGGGCCCCGCGAAGGCGACAAGCCGGGGCCCGUGGGCAGCCCCAUGUCCAGCGUCAGCGAGAGCGACUCGGACAAGCCAGCCGAGCAGCAGAACGGGCUGGGGGGGGCAGUGCCCUCUGCGCCCACCUCACCCUUCAAGCCGCCCUACCUGGCAUCUCCGGUCCCAGCCGUGCCACCCAACCAGGCCUCCUUUGCCGAAGCGAGCCAGGAGCCCAGGGCCACGCUGGCCAUGGGGGACAUGGCGUCAGUGCCCGCUGGCACCUCUGUGCCUAGCAGCAAUGGCAGCGUGGGGCCAGGGGCGACCUCCAAGUCAGACGAGGAGAAGGCCAAGAAGCUGCUGUACUGCGCCCUCUGCAAGGUGGCCGUGAACUCCCUGUCGCAGCUGGAGGCCCACAACAAAGGUACCAAGCACAAAACCAUCCUGGAGGCGCGCAGCGGGCUGGGGCCCAUCAAGGCGUACCCACGGCUGGGCCCCACGGCCAGCGGGGAGCCAGGCAGCCAGGACCCCAAUGCUCAGGAGCGCACCUUCCACUGUGAGAUCUGCAACGUCAAGGUCAACUCAGAGAUCCAGCUCAAACAGCACAUUUCCAGCCGGAGACACCGGGACGGGGUAGCCGGGAAGCCCAACCCCCUGCUGAGCCGGCACAAGAAGCAGCGCAGCUCAGCCGAGCUGGGGAGCCCCCUGGCCUUCCCCAAGGACCUGCCCAAGUCGCUGGCGGCCGGACUCCUGCCCAGCCCCUUGGCCAUGGCAGCAGCGAUGGCAGCUGCAGCCUCCGCCCCCCUGACGCUGCGCCCAACGGCCCCACUCCUGCAGGGGCCUCCCCUGACGCACCCGCUGCUGCGUCCGGCCCCGGGGCCCAUCAGAACUGCUCAUGGGCCCAUCCUUUUCUCGCCGUACUGACGCCCGCUGCUGUGCCCCUCGACGCCCACCUCUGCUGGACCCGCCCGGCGCCCACCCGAGCUCCUGGGUUCUGGGCGGGGGCUGGGCGGGGCUUGGGGCCUUUCGUUUCUGGCUUUUUAACUGGAAUUCAGAUCCUUUUUCCCCAGAAGAAAAGGGACAAGCCCAUCCCC